Dovyalis caffra is the source of this 4374-nucleotide messenger RNA. The record is from the annotation of a GenBank genome assembly. NCBI's taxonomy places the organism in Eukaryota, Viridiplantae, Streptophyta, Magnoliopsida, Malpighiales, Salicaceae.
AUGGUCACCAUGUGUAGAAAUAUUUCCAAAAUUGGAGAAGAAGAGACAUGUGGCAUUGGAUCAUUAGAUGGUAUAUCAUCAAUCAUGAAGAUAACUGAAAUGGUUGAGGAUACUACCUUUGAAAUGGCAAACAAGCUCAAAGUAGACGAGCUUCGGGCCGAGCUCGCAAAACGUGGACUCAGUAACACCGGAACCAAGCCUUCUCUGGUACGGAGACUGGAGUCGGCACUCAAGCAAGAAAACAAGCAGUCAGCAGCAGGCUUGAUCGAUGUUGGAUGUAGUAACAAGACAAGAGAAAGGGAGUCUGAAGAUGGAGGAGAAGAUUCUAAUAAUGGACCAGAGAAAAUCAAGGGUACUGACAAGUUUCGGGACAUGAAUGUCAAGCAAUUACGAGAGCAGGCCAGGCUUCUGGGAGUUUCCACUGCCGGAACCAAGAAUAAAUUACUUGACAGGCUCUGUAACGCUGAACCAGACAAUUACCAUUCACUUCAACCAAUAGAAGAAGAAGAGCAAGAACAAGGUGAAAAGGAAAAGGAGAAAAUUGUAACUGCAACGAGAAAGGGCGCAGCGGUGCUAGAUCAGUACCUUUCUGAUCAGAUAAAGUCAGAGUAUCAUGUUUUGCAAAUAGGUGAUGAUGUUUAUGAUGCAAUGCUGAAUCAAACAAAUGUUGGGGACAACAAUAACAAGUUCUAUGUGAUUCAACUUCUAGGCAAGCUUUCACUUCUGCCCAUGUGGCUGUUUAAAUUGCCAUACCUUAAUUUUUCGAGGAACAUUAGAUUUGCUAUAACUGACAAUCCUCCCAAAUUAGCUCUCACGAUUUGCGCUGGUUUUGCUAAUAUCUACUCCUUUUUCCCUUUUCUUUUCAAUGAAAAUCUGUUCCCAGAAUCUGAUGAUGGUGGUAGAUUUAUGGUCUAUAAUAGAUGGGGUAGGGUCGGGGUGAAGGGUCAAGAUAAGCUAUUUGGUCCCUACACGUCAAGAGAUCUUGCUAUUUCUGAGUUUGAACAGAAGUUCUACGCCAAGACGAAGAACUGUUGGUCUGAGCGAAAGGAGUUAAAAUGUUACCCAAAGUGCUACACUUGGUUGGAAAUGGACUACAGUGAUCAGGAAAAAGAACCUGCAGCUGUUAAAGAAAAGCCCAACUCUGAUAUAGCAAUUCAACCUCGGGAGACGCAACUUGAUUCACGUGUUGCCAAAUUUGUCUCUCUUAUAUGCAAUGCUAGUGUGAUGAAGCACCAAAUGAUGGAAAUAGGUGGGUUAUUCUACCUUUCAAUAAAUCCAAAAGGUUAUGAUGUUCUGAAGAGGAUUUCUGAUGUAAUUGGGACAGCAGAUAGAGUAAAACUCGAACAACUAAGUGGAGAAUUUUACACUGUCAUUCCUCAUGAUUUUGGAUGUAAAAAAAUGCGAGAGUUUGUCAUCGAUACUCCUCAGAAGUUAAAAUGCAAGCUGGAAAUGGUAGGAUCGCUAAGCGAGAUUGAAGUUGCAACAAAGUUGUUGGAGGAUGAACCUAGAAUGCAGGAAGAUCCCUUGUAUUCUCAUUACAACCGGCUACAUUGUGAAUUGACUCCAGUUGAAGUUGAUUCUAAGGAAUUUUCCAUGUUCUCUAAUACAGAAAAUAGAAUGCUUUUAUGGCACGGCUCACGCCUCACAAACUGGAUUGGCAUUCUAUCCCAAGGCUUGCGUAUUGCUCCCCCUGAAGCACCAGUAACAGGUUGCAUGUUUGGAAAGGGAGUUUACUUUGCUGAUAUGUUCUCCAAUAGUGCCAAUUAUUGCUAUGCAACUAGUGCUGCUCCUGCUGGUGUGCUGCUUCUGUGUGAGGUUGCUCUUGGAGACAUGGCUGAGCUAUUACAGGCAAAAUAUGAUGCUGAUAAGUUGCCAUCGGGGAAGCUAAGCACGAAAGGAGUUGGUGGAACUGCUCCGGAUAUUUCAGAUGCUAAGGUACUGGAUGAUGGUGUUGUUGUUCCCCUUGGGAAACCCAAACAGCAACGAGGCUCAAAGGGUUCUUUGUUGUACAAUGAGUACAUAGUCUACAAUGUGGAUCAGAUUAGGAUGCGAUAUGUGGUCCAAAGAGUUAUUUCAACGGUGUGGCUAAACUCUAAUCAGCUAGAGACAAGUGCUGACGGGGGAGCCGAGGAGGAGAAGGAAGAAGAAGAAAAAGAGUUCCUCAAAAGAUCAACAUCCAAUGUGCUUAACACGACCGUCGUCUCCUCCACUACCUUUGAAAUGGCAAACAAGCUCAAAGUUGACGAGCUUCGGGCCGAGCUCGCAAAACGUGGACUCAGUAACACCGGAACCAAGCCUUAUCUGGUACGGAGACUGGAGUCGGCACUCAAGCAAGAAAACAAGCAGUCAGCAGCAGGCUUGAUCGAUGUUGGAGGCGGUAACAAGAAAAGAGAAAGGGAGUCUGAAGAUGGAGGAGAAGAUUCUAAUAAUGGACCAGAGAAAAUCAAGGCUACUGACAAGUUUCGGGACAUGAAUGUCAAGCAAUUACGAGAACAGGCCAGGCUUCUGGGAGUUUCCACUGCCGGAACCAAGAAUAAAUUACUUGACAGGCUCUGUAACGCUGAACCAGACAAUCACCAUUCACUUCAACCAAUAGAAGAAGAAGAGCAAGAACAAGGUGAAAAGGAAAAGGAGAAAAUUGUAACUGCAACGAGAAAGGGCUCAGCGGUGCUAGAUCAGUACCUUUCUGAUCAGAUGAAGUCAGAGUAUCAUGUUUUGCAAAUAGGUGAUGAUGUUUAUGAUGCAAUGCUGAAUCAAACAAAUGUUGGGGACAACAAUAACAAGUUCUAUGUGAUUCAACUUCUAGGCAAGCUUUCACUUCUGCCCAUGUGGCUGUUUAAAUUGCCAUACCUUAAUUUUUCGAGGAACAUUAGAUUUGCUAUAACUGACAAUCCUCCCAAAUUAGCUCUCGUGUUCUACUUAAAAUCUGAUGAUGGUGGCAGAUUUAUGGUCUAUAAUAGAUGGGGUAGGGUUGGGGUGAAGGGUCAAGAUAAGCUAUUUGGUCCCUACACUUCACGAGAUCCUGCUGUUUCUGAGUUUGAACAGAAGUUCUACGCCAAGACAAAGAACUGUUGGUCUGAGCGAAAGGAGUUCAAAUGUUACCCGAAGUGCUACGCUUGGUUGGAAAUGGACUACAGUGAUCAGGAAAAAGAACCUGCAGCUGUUAAAGAAAAGCCCAACUCUGCUAUAGCAAUUCAACCUCGGGAGACGCAACUUGAGUCACGUGUUGCCAAAUUUGUCUCUCUUAUAUGCAAUGUUAGUAUGAUGAAGCAGCAAAUGAUGGAAAUAGGAUACAAUGCUAAUAAAUUGCCACUUGGUAAGCUAAGCAAGUUAACUAUAUUAAAGGGUUAUGAUGUUCUGAAGAGGAUUUCUGAUGUAAUUGGGACAGCAGAUAGAUUAAAACUUGAACAACUAAGUGGAGAAUUUUACACUGUCAUUCCUCAUGAUUUUGGAUUUAAAAAAAUGAGAGAGUUUGUUAUUGAUACUCCUCAGAAGUUAAAAUGCAAGCUGGAAAUGGUAGAAUCGCUAAGUGAGAUUGAAGUUGCAACAAAGUUGUUGGAGGAUGAACCUGGAAUGCAGGAAGAUCCCUUGUAUUCUCAUUACAACCGGCUACAUUGUGAAUUGACUCCAGUUGAAGUUGAUUCUAAGGAAUUUUACAUGAAUACACAUGCAAAAACACAUUCUCAGUACACUGUUAAUAUCGCUCAAAUAUUCAGGGUCUCGAGAGAUGGUGAAAAUGAACGCUUCAAAAAGAAAAUAGAAUGCUUUUAUGGCACGGCUCGCGCCUCACAAACUGGAUUGGCAUUCUAUCCCAAGGUCAUCCUUUCGUGCUUUUGCUUGCGUAUUGCUCCCCCUGAAGCACCAGUAACUGGUUACAUGUUUGGAAAGGGAGUUUACUUUGCUGAUAUGUUCUCCAAAAGUGCCAAUUAUUGCUAUGCAACUAGUGCUGCUCCUGCUGGUGUGCUGCUUCUGUGUGAGAAAGCCACCUUAGAAUGUGAUCGGAUUAAAAAACAACUUCUAGUGGCUAGAUCAGAUCAGAUGUAUACAGAUGUUGUAGAACAGACUAUUCUUGCUCAACAUGUAGACAUUUCUCAACCAGUGGUUGCUCUUGGAGACAUGGCUGAGCUAUUACAGGCAAAAUAUGAUGCUGAUAAGUUGCCAUCGGGGAAGCUAAGCACGAAAGGAGUUGGUGGAACUGCUCCGGAUAUUUCAGAUGCUAAGGUACUGGAGGAUGGUGUUGUUGUUCCCCUUGGGAAACCCAAACAGCAACGAGGCUCAAAGGGUUCUUUGUUGUACAAUGAGUACAUAGUCUACAAUGUGGAUCAGAUUAGGAUGCGAUAUGUGGUCCAAGUGAAUUUUAAAUACAAGCAUUGA